CACACUUGCCUUAUUCAUGUUCAGCACAGCCGAAGAUUCUGUGCAGCGCGUUGAACGCAGGUUUCAAACUCACUCAGAAAAUCAACCAUCUACCUUUAUUUUUGGUGUUGGCUGUGCUGGACUUUGUGAUCAAGCGUAUAACUAACACAAAAUGGCAGUCUUGAACUCCAGGAUAAAUUCCCAAUGUGGUCAAUUCACUUUGAAACGUCAUCUAUGCACUUUGUUUUUUCACCACACUGUGAUCCUACUUCUUCUGACAGAUAUAAGGACAGGUCAGUCUCAAACAGUAACAUCAUCUCAAACAAUAAUCACAGUAGUUGGUGAGGAUGUCAUCUUACCAUGCUACCUUGACUCUGCGUCAGACGCUGUUUCUAAGAGUCUGGAGUGGGGAAGACCUGACCUGGAUCCCAGAUUUGUCCAUGUGUGGUUUGAGGGUCAAGACCAUCUGGUUAAUCAAAACCCAUCUUACAAAGGAAGGACAUCACUGUCCACUGAGAAACUGAAGCAGGGAGACCUUUCACUGAAACUCUCUCGAGUCAAACACUCUGAUAAUGGCAGAUACAGAUGCUUUUUUCCCUCAGAGUCCAAAGAAUCUACCGUUGAACUUCUUGUUGGUUCACUUUCCUUACCUACAGUAGCAGAAGUCAACAUAAACAGGAGUGCAGUCGCUUUACAGUGUAAGUCUGCAGGCUGGUAUCCAGAGCCUGAGUUGCUGUGGAUGGACAGUGAUGGAAACAGCCACUCUGCUGGACCUACAGAGACCCUCAGAGGUCCUGAUGACCUCUAUACUGUCAGCAGCAGAGUGACUGUGGAGAAGAGACACAGAAAUACUGUCAACUGUAUAGUCCAACAAAGGGAUAUCAACCAGAGCACAGAGACACAGAUGCAUGUUUCAGGUGAUUGUGUUGCAGUUCCACCUUCUUCUGCCCUCCGUGUCAGUAUUAUUUUGGCAGUUUUUCUCAUUUGUACUUGUACAACAGUCAUUGUUCUGUGGAUAUGGAGACAAAACAAAAUCAAAGAGAAAAAGAGGCAAACUAAGGAUGAAGCUGAGGAGAAAGAGAAAGAGCAGCUGUUGGCAGAAAACAAGAAGUCUGAAGAACUACAGCAGAAAGAGGAAGAGCUGAAAGACCUGGAGGAGCUGGUUAAAAUACUGAUUGAACAGGAAAACGAACUGAAGAAAGUGAAAAAUGAACUCAAACAACAAAGGGAUAUGGUGGAUGGUGAGGUGAAGGAUAUUGAAAACAAGCUUCAGUCAGUGGAUAAGAACACAGAAAGUGACAGAGCAAAGGGAUACAUGGAUCUGAAAGAAAUAAUAACAAAAAGCAAAAAUAAAUUACUAAAGAAAAAAGCAGCAAAUUCAGAGCUGCAAGCAAACAUUGAAAACCGUCUGCUUAGAACACAGCACAUAUAUGAUAAAAUGACCCAAAGAAAACCGGAAGUCGAGAAACAACUGGCAGAGUUACAGAAACAGAAAGAUGAGAUUAAGAAGACACUUAAUUUAGAGCAAAAUCAGGAAACUUUAAACAUUUAGAAAAAUUCUCAAACCUCAUGUAGAGAGGUUUGAAAAGUACUUCUUGUAUCUGCUGAUGGUGCGUACCGCCAGCCUGUCCUUCCAUGAUGGCUCAUCUCAUCCCCUUCUCCCCUUCUUUCUCAGGUGUCUGCUACCUGAGGUAUUCACUAAGCACAUCAUCUGUUGUGGCCAUCUUCCUGAUGUACUCAUGGAUGUUUGUUGUCUCAUCCUGGACGGUGGUUCUGACACUCAUUAAUGCACGGUCACCUUUCUUUGGUUUAGCGUACAGACUCAGGGUGAUGGAUUUGGGGUGAAUCAGAAUUAGAAUAGUUUAUUAAUCCUUAAUUAAACUGUGUGCGUACACCUUCUCCAAGAUAAUAAGAACAGUAACAGACUGAAAUUAAAUAAUACAAUAUAUAACAAAGUUACAAAAUAUAAGAAAUAGCUCUAAUAUAUGCAAAUAUACAGAUUAUAAAUAUCCAGAACAUUACAGGGAUUAAAUAUGUAUGGUUUUACUCUAAACUGUAAAGUGUAACUGAAACUCUCCAUGCAUGGUAAAGAGCUUCCUUGUCUUGAUGUCAGUGGCUUUUAUCUCUGCCUUUGGCCAGCUUAUUAUCCCACGAGGGUGCCUGAUCACGGGUCAGAUACAGGGUGUAGGUGUUGAUUGCCUGGAUCUUCUUCUUCCUAUUCAGCUGACUCUUCAGGUCUUACCUGACUCUCUGCAGGUAUUUCACUGUUACAGCUUUCCUGGCAGCAUCUUUGAGGUUCCCAUGUGUAUGGGCUCAAAUUGUGGUCAUAAAUAUUUUGUACUUGUUAAUCAGAAUGUGUAGUUGUGAGUUUUGUAACCUUCAAAUGAAAAUAUAUGAAAAUAUGAUGUUUUUGCAUCUAUAAAUUAGAAUUUGUGUGUGUGU
Molecule: messenger RNA, 2421 nt
Organism: Oreochromis niloticus (Nile tilapia)
Lineage: Eukaryota; Metazoa; Chordata; Actinopteri; Cichliformes; Cichlidae
Product: butyrophilin subfamily 1 member A1
Exons: 7
Coding region: 152-1531 (459 amino acids)
Biological process (GO): T cell receptor signaling pathway; regulation of cytokine production
Cellular component (GO): external side of plasma membrane
Molecular function (GO): signaling receptor binding
Source: RefSeq, a predicted model, not a curated record